Molecule: messenger RNA, 4293 nt
Organism: Paramuricea clavata
Lineage: Eukaryota; Metazoa; Cnidaria; Anthozoa; Malacalcyonacea; Plexauridae
Source: the annotation of a GenBank genome assembly
UCCAUCUAUGACAUUUGUAACAAAUUAUUAUAUAAUUUUCAAACAUCAAAAUAUGUUCAAAUGUCUUCGAGGUUUUACUCGUUUUAGACCAACAAAAUACUGAGAAAAAUAUCGCAGAAAAACGGAGCAGGAUUUGCAAGGCAAACAAGGAUUGUUGUAAUAUUUUACAGUUGAAUUAAUGGAUUAAUUGGCAAGCAAAAGAUUGAAGAUAAGCCUUUUAAUAUAAAUAAAACUUUGUGAUCGCAGCUGCAUAAUAUUUGAAUAUUGAAGUCUUACAUUUGUUUUUAAUUACGAAGAAUUUGGGAUAUUCUACAUCUCGUUGCUGGAUAAAACGUGAAGAUAUACAUUAAAUAGAUGUUUUGCUGUUGCGAAGAAUAUUUGCAAUAUAAAACAACAAUUUGAAAAAAAAUUUUGAUGUGAAAUGAGAUGGCAUUGUUUUCAAUAUUGUCGAAGCUUGGGCUAAGUAAAUUAUGGUUGAAUUCAAGUCCAGCAGUUUACGUACUAUAUUUUUUCAUAUAUAUUCUAAAUACAAAAGACACUGUGCUGUCAUCAACUUCACCAAGUGUAUGUGAAAUGGAUCAAAGUAGAACAUGUCACUGUAUUAAUAACAAUACUAAAGCAGUGCAUUGCUUGCUGGGUAAUUUAAAAAAUUCUGCCUGUGAACGGAAUGCAACAAAAAGUUACAAGUUAUUUUGUGAGGUGAUGUCACAAUUUGAUUGUCGGACUAAAUAUUCUGUUAAGUGGAAUUGUACAGAUUGUUUGGUAAGUUGUGUUAGCAUCAUGCACUUCUUGUUCAUGAGAUUGACUCUGACCAUGGGGGCAUCCAUUUAGUAUGUGCACAAACAAAUUUGAAAAUUGAACACACCCCCCCUGUAUACAAAGAACAAUAGAAGUGAUGUUAUUUGACCAAUAUAGGCAUAUGCAAAAACUACUAAAUGUUUGGAGCCCCAUAGUUGCAUACAUACUAAAUGGUCACCCCCAUUUGCCCUACCUCAUUUUUUAACUGCAUGCAUAUGCAGCAACCCCUCACCCUUUCUUAACAGAACAGCCAUGAUUAAAAAAUAUUGUUUAAAUCAUUUUUUUCGGACAAAAUGGGAAUUACAAUCACUACAGAAAUUUGCUUAAAUAAAUUCAUAUAUGCAUAAAUUCACUGCAGAAAUUUUUUCCUGCAGGAUGCUUAUACCAAGUGGCUAUUGGCAGUCUUUAAUCCAGAAAAUGAUGCGUGGUUGUUAAAUUGCGCUGAGAUAGAUACAAAUUCAACAAACAUUGAUAAAAUGUCAUUGUGUAGAGAUGUUCUGGCAAAAUGUCCAUAUUUUGCUCCUCAGAACAGUUAUGGAGAUGCUCCUGCUUUUGAUUGCCCACUUAAACGUAAAUUUAAAUGUAAGUCACUAUGAUGCCAAAUUAGUAGUCAUUAUGAAUGCAUUUAUUUCCAGCCCCAUUUGUGCAAAACAGCCUAACAAGAAAUAUACUGUUGUCUGGUUUACUAACUGAACCUUCUGUAGCCUGCCAUCCCUAGUAAUUUGUUUUGUGUCAGAGGUUUUGUGUGGAUGGAGCAUAAACAACAUAUGAACACAGAAUAAAUGCUUACAGAAGUCCAACUUGUUGGCGCCAAUGAUUUUGACGUAACUGUUGCAAUGCAUUGCCAUGUUCCCAGCCAGUGCACUUAUGAAAGGCAUUCACUCUCCAGAAAAUAUUCAAAAUGGCAGACAGACAAAUCGAGGCUAAAUUCAUGAUUUCUUGACAAAAUUUAGCACUCUUAAUUCUAGACACAAGUUUAGAAGUUUGAUUGAUAGAAACAAAAAUAUUAUGUUGUCAAUGUAGACUGCCUAAAGAUCUUAACAUCGGUUUAACAAAAGUGUACGAAUUUGUAGUUAUUCUGCGACCUUAUUAAAGCAACAAUGUUUUAGAAAGGAACUGAUUUCUAUUUUCACCUUGUGCUGACAGUUGUGUGUAAACUUGGGGACAUUCUACUGGAUUGGCUGCCCCAAAAACAUUUUUUCACUGGCCACUGUCCUUGUCAAGUAAAGCGAUUUUCAAUGGCUGGCAGACUAAAUACAAUCAGUUGUAAUUUUAUGUUUUCGGCAAUAGUUACAGAAAGUUAAAGAAAGAGUCUCAGAGUAAUGCUUUGCACGCUUGGUCACAGCUUGUUCAGAUAUUUUAGGGUGCCUCGUAUAUUAGGAGUUGUCAGUUGUGUGACUAAAUCUGCGAAUAUCCGAAUAAUCGUCAUCAUAAAUUACUCAUUAUUCCUGUGAAUAUAUAGCUAGACCUGCUGUUAAGCAUUUCAUAAUAUUUAUUUGUAAUAAACGACAAAUUGAAGUCUAUAAAUUGAAACGCAUUGCCGCCAAAGCGUGGAAGGCCUAGAGAUGAGAUGCAACACAUUCAAAUCUUGAUCAGACUCUGAUUCAGACAUUUUAUCAGAAAAUACUAAAAUGUUCUUUGAAAGAACCAAAAUUUGUGAAAUAUUAACGCAAAAUGUAAACAUAAACAAAAAGCACGCAAAGCAUUAAGGCGGUUUUCCAGUCCUCGCACGAAGCUCCUCGCAGCUCGCUGCGAGUGCUUGCAUCUAAUUAAAAUUAACUGUUUAGCAUUGUGAUUGGAUGAAAGUGCUCAUGCAUGCACUCGCAGUGAGCUGCGAGGAGCUUCGUGCGAGGACUGGAAAUCCGCCUUUACCCUGAGACUCAUUCUUUAAAUCAUUUUUCAGUAUAGUUUCGGCAACGAUUGUUACAAUUAAUUGUGUCGCCGCGCAGAACAUGAUACACGUGUGAUUUCCUUUGCCCAUUGGCAUUGCGUUGCUGGCGCGAGAAAAAAAUCGCACGUGAUCUACUAGGCGAAUUUCUUCGCGCAAAGCGAGCGAAAAACAAGUCUUGGCAAUGUGGUCGAUCGGCGAAAAACAUUCGCCGCGAAAAUGUUUGAUCAGUUCCUACUUUUUUAUAGUUCGCGCGAACCAAUAAUGCACACUCAAACAGUAAUUUUACACUAUAUUCAGCCUCACGCAAGGGGCAAAAUCCAUUACAAAAGGUGGGGCCUGGUGGGAUGAAGCCAACCAACAAGCACAAUUUAUACUAGAUAAUACUACAGUAUGACUGUCUAAAAAGUGGAGACACCCCAUUCCCCCAGGAUUUACACCCUUGAAAUGCACGAGGAUUUAUUCCGCCAAAGUUUAACGAAGAAGUUUGCCCAAUAAUGGUUCUCUAUGCUCCAAAUCACGUUGUUACAGUACAGUAUUAACAUGAUUUAAUGGUUAACCCACUAAAUAUAAUAAAAGCAUGUGAAAUAAAAUACUAAAUUAUCUUUUCUGUUCAAAUAUAUAGAUGACGAUAAAUGGAAUUGUAGAAGAAACAACAGCGACAGCUCUAACAAUUGAAACUAAACAAAACUUAACACUAAAACCUAAAAAUAAAUAGCAACUGCACUGAAGUGUACUGCAUAUUUAAUAGUUAAGAAUCCUGAAUAUUUACCCGUCCAACAGCGUCUUCAAAUCCCAAAUCCUGCUAAUCUUUUUUUUUUAUUUCGUUACCAAAAUGAGCGUUAUCCCGGCCUUACCCCACAAGAAACUAUUGUGAUUUGUGAACUUAAUCUAAUAGACAGUAAGUAGUUUAAUACAGUAUAUAAUGGGUUGCAAUUAUAUGUGAGGAUUUUUAAUUAAUGAGGUAUAUCACAGUCAUAAUGUCACUUUGUUUGAGGCACCAUUUUACCAAAUGGAAUCAUUGCGUACGUACCAGAGACUAUCCCUUUUUUAUUUUUUGUUUCCCGUCAGGGAAGAAACCCGAAUAUAAUAAAAUUAUAGAGAAAAUAGGAAAAAAUCGAAGACUCUCAUAAGGGACUGGUCAUAAAGUAACUGCUAGGGUGGGCUGGAGGUAAAUCACAAAUUUUGCCAAUAAGUUUGGUGACCCAUCUUAGGAUGUAGAUAAAAAUUUCAAAGCCCAUCUAAUCUUGCCAAAUUUAUUUCAUGACCCACCCACCCAAUCUAAAUUGGGAAAAUACAAUUUUAUAACAAAAAAAAACUUGCAAGUAUGAACAUUGUAAAUAUACACCGGCACUGUAUUGACAUACAUAAUUCCACCAAGCUUGACCAACACAUUCAUCACCAAUUACGAUACUGAGCUGCUCUCCAGUUGGUUGUAUUUGCUGUGAUUCGACCACUUCUUGUUGUUGUAUAAAACAAAGUACUGGCUUCAAUAGCAUCAUUUGCAUUUGAUAAUUUGGAUAGUUUUGUUUACUUUUAUUAUUAAUAUCUUUAUAUAAUAUAUAAUUAACAUGGGUUUUUGUUUGGUGGCCCAACCGUGGACAUAC